Molecule: messenger RNA, 951 nt
Organism: Exophiala viscosa
Lineage: Eukaryota; Fungi; Ascomycota; Eurotiomycetes; Chaetothyriales; Herpotrichiellaceae
Exons: 3
Coding region: 1-951 (316 amino acids)
Source: RefSeq, a predicted model, not a curated record
AUGUGUGUGACGGCGUUGAUACAUAAAGCACCUUAUAUCAUCACGAUUACUCAAGACCACCCAGAGCUUGGUUGCAUCGAAUUACUACUCAUCAUCAGUGUGCUGGUGCCUAUGGACGAUAGACCCCGGGAGAUCUCUCAGCGCGCUCGAGGCAAAAGACCAUCCACCCAAGCUCAUUCUCCUCGUCGAGAAGAAGUGACCAGCCAAGUGACCCUGCCGAGCGAUCCAGCAGGCCCAGCAACAUAUAAUCCUUCUUAUCCCUCCCAAGCAGCCUAUACAAGUUUCAGUCCUACGGCAGAGCAGUCGACGUCUUAUCGGGAGAUACCUACGUUCGAUUUCACAACAGCACCUCAGGACUAUACAAUGUCGCGACGCUCCGCACACGGACAGGGCACGGGCACAACACCACGGCCACAACAAUAUCAGCUUGUCUCUCCUGGCACACCAGCUGACCCACGAAACAUGACUCAAAAUAACAAGGAUCAGUUGAUCCAAUCACUCCGAACUCAUCGGGUUAACACCAUUACGGAAUUGCGGCGCAUCGAGAAGAUCUUUGCCUUCCUGGACUCGGCUGAGGUGACCGAGCCCAUGACCUCUGCAUGGGCGCAUUAUGUCAAUUCGAACAACCUCCUGAACGAGCUUCGCGGUCUGACAAAAACCUACCCAUUUAGCUCGGAGUGCCUUGAUGAGGCAAAAGCCAUGGUGGUCCGUGAUCCCAGCAGCGUCCGGAGCUGGAAUUAUUGCUGGCUGGUGCUGGUCAAGAUGGAACGAGAGAACCUCAUCACCAAACAUGCUCGAGCUCUUGCUUCAAAGGCAAGUACUUGGGGUGGCCGAAGACCCACGGCAGCAGACUUUGACAAACUCGUUAAAGCCUGUGUGGCGGAAUGGACCCGAGCACUCAGGCAGAUGCUCCGACACUGGGACCAACCUCCAAGUACGACUGGGCAUUAG